UGCAAGUGGGAAUAAAUAGAUCGGAAUUACCGAGCCGAAAGACUAGAAGGGUUUUCCCGGCUGUCCGGCUACAGCUCACGUGAAAGCUUUGGUGACCCACUAUCAGUGGUUAAUCCAUUGGCUACUGCUCGGCUGCUAAAGUCGCUCAGCUUGCUAACUGACUUCACCCAUCGAAUCUCGACAGAGAACGAGUUCCAAUCUCCACUCUACCACGACAUCCUAAUAUACGCCACCACCCGCUCACCUAUUCCCUACCCUAAGACACCUACGAUUAUCCUCGAGGAAGUGCUACGAACACCAGAUAAGGAAAAGGAGAAAGAAAAAAAGAAGAAAAAAAAGAGACAGAAGAAAAGGAGCAAGGUCCAAACUAGAGGGGACCUCUCAAAGUCACAUCAAACAAGAAAACGAGCAAGAUCAUGCCCGCCGUUCGACCAAACGCCGCCGUGCGGGCCACACGCGCCCUGCAGCAAAAUCAAAAGACCACAGCCAGACCCUUCUCGGCCACUCCGCGCGCCGCGGCCUCCCACGGUCCUCAAUACGACCCCCCGACCGGUUGGUUGUUCGGCGUCAAGCCCGGCGAGAAGUACCAGAAAGAGGGGUGGGAGACUCCCUUCAUCUACGGAUUCUGCGGUAGCUUGGCUCUUGCCGCUGUCGCCUACGGCUUCAAGCCUGAUACCUCAAUACAAACAUGGGCUCUAGAAGAGGCGCGACGGAGAUUAGAAGCCGAGGGCAUCCUCGAGGACCCCGAGAAGAAGUGACGGAUCCCAACCAUAACCAUAUAGAGUGCGAUUGACGGGAAUGGAACUGCGAUACUAGUUCGAGGCUCUAUUUGUACAUGAAACCCGGCUUUCCUUUUUACUCUCGUGCUGCCUCGCCUUUCUCGCGACGGUGAAGCUUCGAUUAGAGAAACCCAUCAUAGACGGAUCGCCUCCCGAGCUGGGGAGGGGGGCUAGCUACCUAUAAGCUACAAUUCA
Messenger RNA from Daldinia decipiens, 974 nucleotides. RefSeq names its product ESSS subunit of NADH:ubiquinone oxidoreductase-domain-containing protein. The record is from RefSeq and is a predicted model, not a curated record. The transcript is spliced from 2 exons. Lineage: Eukaryota; Fungi; Ascomycota; Sordariomycetes; Xylariales; Hypoxylaceae. The coding region runs from base 417 to 758 and encodes 113 amino acids.